This is a messenger RNA of Pyricularia pennisetigena, 681 nucleotides long. RefSeq lists its product as uncharacterized. Lineage: Eukaryota; Fungi; Ascomycota; Sordariomycetes; Magnaporthales; Pyriculariaceae. The coding region runs from base 1 to 681 and encodes 226 amino acids. The record is from RefSeq and is a predicted model, not a curated record. The transcript has a single exon. Gene Ontology annotation, molecular function: gamma-glutamylcyclotransferase activity.
AUGAGCACCCCAGCCUCGUCCUCUGGCUGCUCGACGCCAUCGUCCUUCACCGGCGGCGGCCUCAUGGCCCGCCGCACCAAGCAACGAUCAGCUUACUACUUCGCGUAUGGCUCUAACUUAUCACCGACGCAGAUGGAACAGCGCUGCCCGGGAAGCGUCGCCAAGGGCCUCGCGCUUCUGCCAGACUGGAGCUUCAUCGUCAACGAGCGCGGAUUCGCCAACGUGAUGCCCACGGGCGCGCUGGCACAUGAGGUCGAGGUGAUGCGUCGCAAAGGGGCCCUGUCGCCCGUCGCCGAAUCUCUCAACAUCGGCGCCGAGGAAGGCGUCUGGGGCGUCCUGUACCACCUGUGCCCUGAGGAUGAAAAGAUGCUGGACAUCACCGAGGGCGCGGGCUUUGCGUGCAUCAAGUACUAUGCCGACGUCGAGGUGCUGCUGCCGGCCCGCCCGAGGUCUGCUGGCUCAUCCUCGACGGCGUCGAGCCAGACCGAAACGGAAGCCGAGGGUCUUAGUUACAGGGUCCCCGCACUCAUCUACGUCGAUCGCCAUCGUGUCAAGCCCAGCAUGCCCAGGGAGGACUAUAUCGCAAGGAUGAAUCGAGGCAUCGAAGAAGCACAGGCCCGGUACGGCUUACCCGAGGGUUAUGUGCAGAGGGCUAUUAGACCAUUCAUUCCUACGCGUUGA